This is a messenger RNA of Microcebus murinus (gray mouse lemur), 1455 nucleotides long. NCBI's taxonomy places the organism in Eukaryota, Metazoa, Chordata, Mammalia, Primates, Cheirogaleidae. The record is from RefSeq and is a predicted model, not a curated record.
CUGUUGUCAUUUGUCAAAGACCAAUUGUCUGCAGUCGGGAGGGACCAGACAGGGAGAGCAGAGCUCAGGAUCAGAUUCCUUAGCCAGAGUGGCAGUUCACCUCUCUCGGAGGAGCGCACCUGUCAGCUGUUCCGAGAGAGUAAACACUCCCGGCAGGCUCCGAGGCGGGGAGUGGUCAGGCCCUGCACCUCCCCGCUGUGCAGAAAAGGGUCAUACCUCCAGCCUGGGGCUCGGGACCUGCGGGCUGGAGCGUGCUCAGGGCCGGCGCCGCCCCGCCGAGUGGCCCGGCCUCCCCGCAGGUGGGUGGCCUGCAGCCCGCCUUCCCUCCACCGGAGCUCGAGCUCGCAGCAGGGCACAGCCCUCUCCAGAGCAAGUGCAGCCGACAACAGGGUACCUUCUGACCAGCUCAAAACGGAGAGAAAGGGGACUAUGACGGCUCAGCAGUGCCCUUCUUGGAUCUUCAUCAAUGAGAGGACGUUCAUAACCAGGGAACAACUUAAUUCUUUAUUGAAGACCUAUAACAUAUUUUAUGGGAACCAGAAAAAUCUACAUAUUUUAUAUGAUCAGACCAAAGAUGGCGAACUAAUUGUUGAAGGAAUGCUGGACAUUUUCUGGGGAGUCAAACGACCCAUACAGCUGAAAAUACAAGAUGAGAAGCAAAUCUCUUCUUUUACAACGUUGAGGUCACCAGACUUCCUUUCCAGUGGAGGAAUGACACGCUGGGGGGAAUUUGAUGACCUUUAUCGUAUUAGUGAGAUGGACAGGACCCAGAUUCCAGUGUCUGAAACAGAGAAUUCCCAGGAAGACUAUUUAUCUUAUCACAGCAGCACUCUGAAGACACAUGCGGAUGAAAAGCCAGAAUCCCCGCUGCUCUACAGAACCAUGAGUGAAGCCACCCUGGUGAGGAAAAGGAGGAGUUCUCCAAGGAUGAACAGAAAAGACAGACAGAACCACAGGGCUUCUAUUAACGGGCACUUCUAUAACCAGGAAACAUCAAUUUUUACUCCAGCCUUUGGAUCAGAAACUAAGGUCAGAAUAAACAGUAACAUGAGGACUGAAGAAGUAAUAAAGCAACUUCUCCAAAAAUUUAAGAUUGAAAAUAGUCCUCAGGAUUUUGCUCUUUACAUUAUUUUUGCAACAGGAGAACAGAGACGCCUGAAAAGGGACAGACAUUCCCCUACUGCACGGCUCCUCCAGGGACCUUCCAGAAACAACGCGCGCAUUUUCCUCAUGGAUAAAGAUGCAGAAGAAAUUAGCAGUGAUGUGGCUCUAGUCAUUAACUUUAAUUUUUCUCUCUUGGAAUCCAUUCUUCAAAGAUUAAAUGAAGAAGAAAGAGAGAUUCAACGAACAGUAACAAAAUUCAAUAGAGAAAAGGCUAUUAUCCUGAAAUGUCUUCAAAGCAAACGGGCAGUAAACAGAGACUACGGUUUAGCAGCACAGGCACACGACUGCUAA